AUGGAAGUAAAUGUUGAACAAGCUCUAAGAGUUGUACGGCAGGCUCGAAGAACUGUUUCACCACCAAUACCAGCCGAUUUGAGGUCAAUGGGAGAGACAAUAGCCUCUGUUAGGUGGCAACGUCGUCUGUCAUUUGUGGUAGACGACAUCAACAAUGUAUCCUUCUACCAAGGUUUCCUUGAAUUUAUUCAAGACGGACACUCAGUAUUUGGAGGUUUACUAUUUGCAAACAUUGAUUUUAUACGGCAACACGUACCAUUCCUCCAAAGAGCUCAAGUUUUAGCCGUAGAUGGUACUUUUGGGGUAGUACCACAUUUUCCAGGAGAUAUUGAUCAAUUAGUGACCAUACAUGCAGUCCUGGAUAACAUUUCCAUUCCUCUUGUUUAUGCACUUACAAAUCAAAGAACAGAGUCGGUAUACAUAAGAUUGUGGCAGUUUUUAACAACAGAUCUGCCUUUUGAACUUUUUGAAUGGAAUAGAAUGCAAAUUAUUGCAGACUUUGAAAUGGCUCAACGAAAUGCCAUUCGAAGAGUAAUACCGGACUGUCGAUUAGUUGGAUGCUGGUUCCAUUUCAAUCAGGUUCGUAGAUCAAUUAUCACAAGUCGGGAUAGAAAUAAUGAGGUCUUACAAAAUGCUCUUCGACUAGUAAGGAAUGGUCGAUAUAACACCUCAUCCUUCCUUAGAAGAGUCGCACAUGUGGCGAGAGGAUACUUGGACAAUGAAAUCGGUCCAUUACCUAAUGUACAUCAGGAAGAUGAAAUUCAGCAGCUACCACCUGUACAACUUGAACCGCUGUUACCACCUCCUCUUACGGCAAAUAAUGGCCGUCAAAUAGCACAAAGAAGAGGACGUGGGGGGCGAGGUAACCGCAUUAACCCUCAAAUUCAAAGACGCCGCGGACGACCUCGUGGUCAAGUUCAACCCGAUGUACUUGUCGAACCAGCAGUGGAAGAAGACAUAGUUGUUGUUAGACCGGACUCCCCUUAUUUUGAAGAUGUACCUGUUGAACCACCAAUAGGUGAAGAUGAAGUUAUUGUCGUCAGACCGGAUGAAGCUAAUUUUGAAGAUGUUAUUUUGGAAGAAGGGUUUCAUCAACCAGUUGAACCAAUUGUACAACAAAAUUCUCCUGAAAUUGAAGUACAAAUUGUGGUACCUGACAUGAUUAUGGCAGAGCAAGCAAGGCCUCCACAAGAUAUACCACUUGUCAAUGAUGAUCAUCUAUUGGACAGGUGUUUUAUCUGUCUGAAUGAUUAUGCAGAUGUUGGUAGUGCAAACAUUCUUAUCCCAUGUGGGCAUGGAUGGUGUUGCGAUUCAUGUGGAUUAAGGCUCAACAACUGUCCAAUAUGUACAGACCAAUUUCCGCGGAUGCAAAGAAUCCAGAUUAUGCAUAUUAACUAUGGAACACAGAGAACCUGGUUACAAAAUAAUAACUUGGCUGAUCCGACUGGAAGUCAAUGCUUGGGAUGCAUGAGACAAAUGCGGGAUGUACCAAAUAGGGCACGUUACAUCUAUAUUUACUGUGGGCACGGAUGGUUUUGUUCUGAUUGCAUCUUGCCAUUACCAGCCAUGUGUGAGAUAUGCAAUGACACUGUAGAUGGUAGCAUAAAAAUGUAUAUAAUAUAG
Macrosiphum euphorbiae (potato aphid) is the source of this 1623-nucleotide messenger RNA. NCBI's taxonomy places the organism in Eukaryota, Metazoa, Arthropoda, Insecta, Hemiptera, Aphididae. The record is from the annotation of a GenBank genome assembly.